UCGAGCAGUCACACCCAACUUUGGGAGAGUGGUAGUAAGUCAGGCUAUACAUUAGCUCUGUCAGAAAGAAUCAAUACUCUCUUUUUAUGUCUACUAGCAUCUGUGAUUUUAUUCCAAAACUGAAAUAAGAGGGUUUUACAUUUAUUUUUACCCCAAGGAGAACAAAGGGACUCAAUAAAAUCCAAUGUGUCUUCACUACCCCAGUACUGCAUCUGAUGUACCGCUGAUGGGAAGACAUCUUUGAAAAAAGCAUACAACACCAACCAGUCCCCAAGGCUGCUCUAUAAUUAAAGAUUAUUCCAGUCUCUUCAAGUCUGUUCUAUAAAUAAAACUGCACUCCUUCAGAACUUUGCAUACACUGACACUGCCUUAUUUGAAGUAUUCAGCAGUUUGCAGCCUUCGUAUCACACAGUGUUACUGAUCUAAAUUUAAAUUCACUCUCACAGUACUAAUUCCAAUGUUUACUUUCCCUUUAAGAAAAAGAACAGAGGCAACACACACCUUUUUUCUGGUGUAACCUUCGACAGGCACAAUUUGAUAAGAUCUAAACUGUUUCCAAUGUCAUAUACAAAGUAUUGCAUUGUUUUUUAAAUACAAGCAUUCAGAAGCAUUUGUUAACUAUGCCUGCCAAGACUCCCAUUUAUCUGAAAACCUUAACUCCAAAACGGGGGAAAAAAUUAAGACUGCGAGAUGUCCUUUCAAGUGAUAUGAUCAGUCCCCCUCUUGGUGAUUUCCGUCAUAGUGCACACAUUGGUCUUCAUGGAGAGGGAGACAUGUUUGGGGAACUUUCUUUCCUCCAGGGAAGAUAUGAUCUGCUUCCAUGUUUGAACCGGAAACUUAGCACUCAAAGUACUGAUGGAGGGCUGGACCUAGAAUACAACACACACAGGACUGCAGAGAGUUACCCAACCUUUCUAAAAAAUGCUGUGUCACUUCCUGUUUUCAGUGGGGUGCAGGAGACUCAGGGACAGGAGCUGGCUCCACCUAAACCUCCAAGACUGCAUUUGGAGGAAGGCCCAGGUCAAAGGUCAAUGUCAGUUGGUUCAGCAGGGCACUACUCUAGCAGCAGCAGUGAGGAAAUGUCAAUUUCUUCCGUCCAAACCUAUGAGCAAAUUAAGUCAUCUGUGUCCUUUUCUAUUACUUCUGCAACUUCCUCAGAAAAUUCUGUUUUGGAGAAUUCAACUCAUGAUACUAGAGAAGGUCUGAGCAUUGAUUCCAACAUGGGCCUGAAUGAUAAGGAUUUGUAUUCAGAAGAAUUUGAGCUGACAAAAUCAGAAUCCUUGUUAGGUUUGGACUUAGAUUUGGGGCCUUCAAUCCUUGAUGAUGUUCUCAGAAUCAUGGAUGACUACAAGGCGCAGGAGGUUAAAGAGCUGUAAAUUUGCAUUGAAUCAAUGUAUGACCAGAGUGCUCAUGCUCAGAAAGAGAAUGUUGUCCUAUUGAUCAAGGAGUGAAGUGUAUUUUUAUACUUUUAAAAACAUUACGUUGUCACAAAACUAGAAGGAAGAAUUAAAGAAAAAAAUAUCAGGACACAAACUUUUUGCUGUGCAAAUCUGACUGAAAAACAAUUUUGUUUUCAUAUACUGCUUAAAAAAUUUAAAUUGCUGACUCUUGUCUGUGUAGCAACCAAAAAUUGUUGAAUCUUGACUGUAUAGCAAAAAUAAGCCAUACUUAACCGUCACCAACUGAGCAAGCAAUAUUAAAGUGUCUUUCAUCAAAUUAGACAGAGCUCUAGCUGUCUUUGAAGUGAGCACACUUUGUAGCACUCUCUUAUCCUCUGUUAGUUAAAUUUUAAAACUUACAGUUAACUAACUUCCUCCAGAACUUGCAAGUUGGCUGACAGCAUGAACUGCUAAUGAAAAAUAAGAUGAAAAUGAACACAGUUGCAAAGAUUCUAGUGCUUUUGUACAAUGUUAUCCAGUUAUACAUUACUAUCAAAACAAAAAUAUUAGGGAACUACUUAAAACCAACUAUAACUUUAUUUUUACUGACUGCAUUUUUUUAUUUUGCUAAAGUCUUAAAGGUUUUCCUAUAUUAACAGAAAUACUGUUUUGAGUUCUUUGUCUUUGGGGUUUGUGCAUUAGCCAAUUUUGACUUUUAUAAAUGUUAAUUUCGGGGAUUUUGGUCCCCAAAACUACACUUCUUCAGACAGAGUAAUUAAAUUUUACUAGCAUCACUCAAAUGUUUUUUUCCAUACAAAUGACACAUAUACAAACUGUAAAUAAAGCUGGCAACUUUAUGAAGGCAUGCUACUAUUUAAACCUCCAGUGUUAAUAAAGUCAAACUCCGCAAACA
Molecule: messenger RNA, 2292 nt
Organism: Protopterus annectens (West African lungfish)
Lineage: Eukaryota; Metazoa; Chordata; Ceratodontiformes; Protopteridae
Product: cdc42 effector protein 2-like
Exons: 2
Coding region: 621-1376 (251 amino acids)
Source: RefSeq, a predicted model, not a curated record